Molecule: messenger RNA, 9318 nt
Organism: Pelobates cultripes (western spadefoot toad)
Lineage: Eukaryota; Metazoa; Chordata; Amphibia; Anura; Pelobatidae
Source: the annotation of a GenBank genome assembly
AUGGGGCUACACUCCCAUGAGAUACAGCAUCAACCACAGAAUAAUAAGGUAAGAAAUACAAAAUAUUAGUUAUCUUUAAAGUAUCGCUCUUGCGCCUUUUUUCCUUUACAAACCCGUCCUUACAGGCACUACAAACAAUUCAGAAUCUAUAUCCAUUUAACAAAACACAAAAGAAACCACCGAGACGUCACUGUCCUCCUGCAAUGUGACAGAGGCGGCUAAGUACAAGAACAGUUGGCAUAUGACAAGAAGCUCCUGUUGUCCCCUGUAAUCUUAAGUCACAGAUCACAGGGCACAUGCAGACAACAUGCUGUGGGGAGGGACUUGAAUAAGCAAUAUUACUGUAAACCACUUGACAUCCUUAGCAAUAAGCUCGACAGAUAGCACUUGAAGAAAAGCUUCAAAGAACAUUCCGAUUGGAAUUAUUCUCUAGAAAGAAAUAUUUUAGCAAUUCCGGGGUUUUUUUUUUCAGGAAAAUAAACAAACUGUGAGUAUUCCUUGCAACCUUUUAUUUAUAAUAAUGAAUGCAUUUAAUGCUUUUGUUUUAUAGCAUUUUUAUGAAUUUAGUUUAUUGAUCUGACACAGCUACCAGGAUAGAAAGAAGUGAUACAAUAAAGUAAGCCAGGUAUACACUACACCUACAGAGCUAACACUCUAACAUAAAGAAGGGUCUACCCAAAUGGUAAGGAGGUUUUUAAGCUACAGUCUGCUGCUAUCAGUAGCUUUGCCAGAUCUAAAAUGUAUUUCUGGCCACAUAUGAUUUUACAUAUCAAACAGCCUUCAGUAGUCAAUUCAUUUUUCUCCUAUAGCAUACUAAGGGGACCAUCAGCAUGAAGAGGUGAUAACAGCUGAAUAACAAUGUUAUUUAGUCAUGAGACAUUUUUCACUAUUCCAAAGACAGAGAGCGAUAUUGAAGGUAUGCUUGUAUAUUCGAUAAGUUUGACAAGCGAAAUGGGAAAAUAUAUUUAAUGGCCAAAGACAAAGAAUUAUGUAACGGGAUUGCCUGCAACUUGGUGGGAUGAUAGGCUGUUAAAUCAUUGAAAUAUAUUCUUUUUAAGGAUGGAUUGGUAUGUGGUAUGUGAUGACAUGUAGAAUGCCUUCUGGUUUGACAUACAGGUGAUACUCGAAAAAUUAGAAUAUCGUGCAAAAGUUCAUUUAUUUCAGUAAUGCAACGUAAAAGGGGAAACUAAUAUAUGAGAUAGACGCAUUACAUGCAAAGCAAGAUAGUUCAAGCUGAGAUUUGUCAUAAGUGGCAUGAAAACCCCAAAUCUACAAUCUCAGUAAAUUAGAAUAUUGUGAAAAGGUGCAAUAUUCUAGGCUCACAGUGUCCCACUCUAAUCAGCUAAGUAAGCCAUAACACCUGCAAAGGGUUUCUGAGCCUUUAAAUGGUCUCUCAGUCUGGUUCAGUAGGAAUCACAAUCAUGGGGAAGACUGCUGACCUGACAGUUGUGCAGAAAACCAUAAUUGACACCCUCCAUAAGGAGGGAAAGCCUCAAAAGGUAAUUGCGAAGGAAGUUGGAUGUUCCCAAAGUGCUGUAUCAAAGCAUAUUAAUAGAAAGUUAUGUGGAAGGGAAAAGUGUGGAAGGAAAAGGUGCACAAGCAGCAGGGAUGACCGCAGCCUGGAGAGGAUUGUCAGGAAAAGGCCAUUCAAAAGUGUUGGGGACUUUCACAAGGAGUGGACUGAGGCUGGAGUCAGUGCAUCAAGAGCCACCACACACAGACGGAUCCUGGACAUGGGCUUCAGAUGUCGUAUUCCUCUUGUCAAGCCGCUCCUGAACAACAAACAACGUCAGAAGCGUCUUACCUGGGCUAAAGAAAAACAGACCUGGUCUGUUGCUCAGUGGUCCAAAGUCCUCUUUUCUGAUGAGAGCAACUUUUGCAUCUCAUUUGAAACCAAGGACCCAGAGUCUGGAGGAAGAAUGGAGAGGCACACACUAGAAGAUGCUUGAAGUCCAGUGUGACGUUUCCACAGUCUGUGUUGAUUAGGGGAGCCAUGUCAUCUGCUGGUGUUGGUCCACUGUGCUUCAUUAAGUCCAGGGUCAACGCAGCCAUUUACCAGGAGAUUUUGGAGCACUUAAUGCUUCCUUCCACAGACGAGCUUUAUGGGGAUGAUGACUUCAUUUUCCAGCAGGCACCUGCCCACACUGCCAAAAGCACCAAAGCCUGGUUCAAUUACCGUGGGAUUACUGUGCUUGAUUGGCCAGCAAACUCGCCUGACCUGAACCCCAUAGAGAAUGUAUGGGGCAUUGCCAAGAGAAAGAUGUGAGACAUGAGACCGAACAAUGCAGAAGAGCUGAAGGCUGCUAUUGAAGCAUCCUGGUCUUCCACAACAACUCAGCAGUGCCACAGGCUGAUAGCUUCCAUGCCACGCCGCAUUGAGGCAGUGAUUGCUGCAAAAGGGGCCCAAACCAAGUACUGAGUCCAUCUGCAACUAGGCCACUAGGGGGCACCAAUCAAUUAUCACUACUUUUAGUGUAAAACAAAUCUAAAAGAUUUCAUAAACUGCACCAAAAAUGAAUAGAAACUAGGCCUGAAUCACACCGUAUGUCCCAUAAUCCCCUUCUAUCUUGUUCACCCUAUGAUGGGAAGUACAAACCCCACAGCUCCUUACUGUCUGUGUCCCCCUGUGGUGGAAGGUACAGACUCAUGUUCCACAGCUACUUCCUGUCUGUAUCACCAUGUGGUGUAAGGGACUGACUAUGCUAUGUCUCACAUAAAUGCUAGUUGAUUCUAUUUGUAGAAUUCCUGUAGAUUUCUUCAGAGGAAGUUCAAUGUUUACAUAUUGCAGUGUCUCCCUGUAUCUCAGAAUUCCAUGCUGUUUGCUCUUGGGCCAUGUGAGGAGCCAGGCUAAUUCUCAGUCUUCUCUCGUUAGGAAAUGGAACUUGUAUCUAAUUUGCAGACAAUGAACAUCACGUCGAAUCGUACCUAUGCUGCGUUUCAGUACUCUGUCUCCAAUGAGAAUCCCAACUACACUGACUACAAGCCGGUGGAAAAGGAGCUCAUACCAAUCCCCAAAGCCGUUCUUUACAUCCUCAUGGCUGGUUUGGUAGUGGUCGCUGCUGUAUAUGCCAUUGUGGGACACCUCAUCAAGGAUCUAGCCCAUGAUAUAGCAGGUAAAGUAAAUAAUGUUUAUGGAACAUCUUUCCGUUUGUGAAACAUUAACAUGUAUAGACGGUCCAAGUGUUUUUGUUCCCUUUGCUCUGGAUUUGCAAAUAUCAUCUCCGACAUUCGGAUCUUUUCGGGAUUAUUCAAACAACAACACCCUGUCAAUACUGGCUCCACGUGAGCCAGAUUUCAAUCAGAUGUGACUGAAUGAGAUCUAAAACACAGAUUUAAAAUUCGGACAAGAAUUUUUCAAACUGCAAACUAGUUGCAUACGGGCAGCACUUGGAGCCAGUGGGUAAAUAGUUAAAGACCCUAUGUAACUAAUGGUAGGAUUAAAAGGACACUCCAGUCCUACUGAAUGCACCACCAAGCUAUGUGCAUAGAUUUUGACUAUAUAUUCAUACUGUGUUGUUGUUAAAAAAUAAAAAAUAAAGCAAAACCGUUUUGCUACUUUUUAACAGUGUAACACCAUACUCUUAGCCACACCCCUUCGUUUCACAACACAACUUCCUUAUUAGAUAUAUUCUAAAUAUGUACUCAGCUCAGCCAAUGGGAGAUCAGUGUGAACUGAUCAGCUGACAUCACUGCACCUAUUAGCCAAUCACUGCCUUUUUAUUCGCACCCUUUCCCCUUAGCUUGGCUUUGAAAUACUAUACAGCUAAUAGGAGGACCGUGAUUGGCUCACUUGAACUCUCAUUGGUUACUCUGAUCUCUCAUUGGUUGAGCUACACUGUUUACCUUCCAAUAAGGAGGACAUUUUUUUUUUUAAAAGCAAAAAUUAACAGAUUUGAACAGGGAGAAAAUCACAGCAUAAGUAUGAGGUCAAAAUUAUGCAGUUGUUAUGUUGGCCCAAGAGUUUUCCUUUAAGUCCUCCCUUAUGUCAUAUCUAUUAUACCAUGGGUGGGAGCAUAACUUCUAAAAUCAGGUCCUCAUCUACCUAUUGUUCCUCUAACAUUUUGUAAUUGUCUCAAUUCUUGUUAAAUUUCCCCCUUUCAUAAUAUUGUAAUAUUAUAAGUUAUAAGUUGGCGCUCUAUAAAUACCAAUAAUAAUAACAGUAAUCAGCCAUCAACUUUACUAUAAAAGACACAUGAUAUAAACAACAAUUAUAAGUAAAUCAUGUAGUGAUAGAGAAUAUAUAUGUUGUGUGUGUUAUAGAACAUUCUAAAAAGCAUUUCAAAGGUUGACGUUAGGACUAGAUUCUCCCAUUGUUGUUUGAUUCACUCAGGGGCUUGCUGGAUCCUGGUAGUAAGUCCACAUGGCCUGUAUACAUGUCAAGAUCAUUUUGUAUCUGCAAUUGAGCCACUAGGGGGCACAACAUGCUGAGUGAGUAGGGAGAGCUGUUCAGAUAAGCGCAUCGUUAAAUCUAUACAUUUGCUGGUAAAUUUUCCAGGACAGUGCACAGAUACUAUUUAUAUGCACAUCCACGCCAUCCUUUGUAUAAAUCCCAACUAAAAAAACUCCAGUAAUUUAAAUGUACAUAGGAAUUUAGGAUAGUGCACAUGAAACGUUUUUCUAUUCUUUUUAUUGUAUGAGGCUGAUGUGCACUAUAGUCUUUGCUGCCACACAGGAGUAGUGGGAGUUUGAGCGCAGGUCUUCAUUUUGUCCAUUUAAAUCCCAAUAUACUGUCUGUCACCAUAAUUAGGUGCCCUCUGGUGGCGUAAUUGCAGACAGGAAAAAAGUUUUGAUUAUUAGAAAGUUCAUAUUAUUUUACAAAUUUAUUUCAAAAACUAGGUAUUGAGGCUAACGAGGCUAAAUCAGGAAAUGCACUGAAAAACGUAUAUGCAAUGAUAAGUUAUAUGCAUUAACAAAAUUAUACGGAAAGAGGCUAUAAUACACACAUUUUUUACAUUUAUUUUUUGCGACCAAAAAGGUGAUGAUUUAUUAACUUUAUAUGCACCUUUUAUAUGGGGCAGCUGCAACACAAAAAUACAGCACUACACAUUCUGUGUUAGAACACAAUGAGAGGUUUUAUUUUUUUUUGCAAAUUAUUUGCUUUUUUUUUUUUAAUUUAAUUUUUUAUAUUCUUUAUUUUUGUUGUGCAAUGAUAAGAAAGAAAGCUUGUGGAGCCACAACAGCAGUAACAAGCACAGCAAUAACAGACGGUAUAAAAUAUUGUCAUGACAUUUAGAGAAACUGCACAAUUUUUUAAUUAAUAAACUAGACGGUGUAUGUGAGCAGAGAUGUCAAGGGAAAAAAGAGAAAACUAAUAAGGCAUAUGUACUUGUUUGGUCAUAUGAAGCUAAUUGCCCCUGGGUGGGAAAAUAUAAAGAAUUGUGCCUGCAGGUCUUUGUAUUGGCCGGGGGACAUGCAUAAACCAAAAUAUAUAAACCAAACAAUAUAAACUACACAAAUGUGAGAAUUGCAUUUUUAGCAACUGGGUUCAGGGCCCUAGAGGGGGGUCAUGAACUAUGUAUAGGAGGAACCGUCAGCCUAUGCCUACAUUGGGCAUCAUUGGUAUAUACUUGCUAUGUCCAUGAUCAAGGUGUUGCAGCCCAUACACGAGUUUCCCCUUAGCUCACUCUUGCUCAGUAGCUGAUAUCGCAAUUUCUUGAACCCGAGGGUCACCAUUGCCACAGACUUGCCUGCCAGGGCCCCCAUGUGACGUUGCUCCCCGUGUGGAGAUCAUUGCCCAGGUGCAGGUCCCUCUUCAGACUGAUGUCCAGGAAGUCUGAAACACGCAUCAACAUGCAUCAGCGUGUGUAUGGCCUUCGGGGCCACUUCCUCCGUUUUCCCGCCAUAGGCGCAGCACCAGGGCCUCUCAGAGCAGGGAGUAAGUCAUCUUGGUUUCUCAAAGUACCAGAUUGAGCUCCAGGCGUUGGUGCAGGGUUCUGUGCUCGUCGGUUUAUUGUGUUCCCAAAUUUUGUCCACACACGGUCAGAGGCUUGGGCAAUUCAAUCUUCGCUGGAGGUCCAUGCUGUAGGUUUCCCUCCAGCAGCCAUCAUAGGUCCCACAUGGCAGAGGUUCCGCUCAGCUGGCCCAGCAGGGUCUUCAGGCUAUUAUCAAGCUGUGCUCCAGUGGGGACCGGGAUAACCUCACCAGUCCAAAAGGGAAGUUAUGGGGCUGUGCAGAGGCGUCAGCGAGUUACGCUCACCGGUUCGGGAGAUCGGACGCUUCUUCAGUCGCUGGGCCUAACAGGCCACAGAAUCAGGACCGGGUAAGAACCCGUCAAACAAUGCAAUUCAAGUGUUAAAUAGUGCAGGUAUAGGAAGCAUCGGUCUGCAGCUUAAACUGGGUGGUUUCUGCGAUUUAAGGUUUAGAAGGCCAGAGCUAAGAGAAAACACGUCCGGCCUUCUUGCUUGCAAGGCCCUGCCUCCCUCAAUACACACAUUUUUUUAGUUUCGAUAAUAACAAAAAAUUACAGUUUACAUUUAACCCGUUAACGCUGUUACGGCGUUCUAUGCCGUCCCCAUUUAACCGCUUAAGGACACAUGACAUGUGUGACAUGUCAUGAUUCCCUUUUAUUCCAGAAGUUUGGUCCUUAAGGGGUUAAAAGGGCUUUAAAGCCGUUGCGGCGGCAUAGAACGCCGUAACGGCUGAAGCCCAUGGAGCGCCCGGUAUACUCACCUUCCCAGCGCUCUGCUUCGGCACGACUGCUUGACAGCCCAGGCAGCCCUCCCACUGCAAAAGAAGCCCCCGGGGGCCAUGUGAUCGCUCUCAAAGAGCGAUCACACAAAGAGCGAUCUGCCAGCAGGGGGACUGUCUGAAAUAUCAGACAGUCCUCCUGCUGGUGGGAAGUAUUAAAAAAAAAUAAUUAAACAUGUUUAAAAUAAAAUAGAAAUGUAUUUAUAUAUUAUAUAUAUGUAACGUCAUACAAAGUGUAUUUUAAUAUUAACAUAAGUACAUAUAUUAGUAUUAAAAUGCACUUAGAAUGACGUUACAUAUAUAUAUUAUAUAUUAUAUUAUUUAUAUAUAUAUAUAUAUAUAUAAACGUAUAAUUACAGUAACAAAUAAAAUAGUAAAAUUAAUUAAAAUAUUGAAACAAAAUUUAAUAUAAAUUAUAUAUUCAUAUGUAAUUUCAUUCUAACUGUAUUUUGUUAAUAUAUAUAUAUAUAUAUAUAUAUGUAUAUGUAUGUAACAAAAUACACUUAGAAUCACAUUCUAUAUAUAUCUAUAUAUAAAAUACAAAUAACCGCAUAUAUAUAUAUAUAUAUAUAUAUAUAUAUAUAUAUAUACAUAUAAUUACAUAAAUUAUUACAUAAGUAUACACGUAGAAUUUAAAUACCUAUAAAUGCAUAUAUAUUAAAAUUCUACAUGUAUAUUUAAGUAAUCUUUUAACAUAAUUAUGUGAUUUGAUUAAUUAAAAUUUGAUUGACAUGCCUGACAACACAGGGAGAAAGUGCAGAGAAUUUAAUUUUUAAGCACUAUAUUUGACCCUGUAACUCUCCAAGACACCAUAAAACCUGUACAUAGGUGGUACUGUUUUACUCGGGAGACUUCGCUGAACUCAGAUAUUAGUGUUUCAAACUGGUAAAUUGUAUUACAACGAUUAUAUUUUAAGUAAAAGUGAAGUUUUUUGCAUUUUUUAGAAACGAACUGCACUUUUACUAUAUUAUUGUUGUAAUAUGUUUUACUGUUUUAAAACACUAAUAUUUGUGUUUAGUGAAGUCUCCCGAGAAUAACAGUACCCCCCAUGUACAGGUUUUAUGGUGUUUUGGAAAGUUAGAUAAGGCUUGCAUUUCAUUUUUUUGACAUUGAAAUUUGCCAGAUUGGUUAUGUUGCCUUUGAGAGCGUAUGGUAGCCCAGGAAUGAGAAUUACCCCCAUGAUGGCAUACCAUUUGCAAAAGCAGACAACCCAAGGUAUUGCAAGUGGGGUAUGUCCAGUCUUUCUUAGUAGCCACUUAGUCACAAACACUGCCCAAAUAUUUUUUUUUUCUUUUUUCACACAAAAACAAAUAUGAAUGCUAACUUUGGCCAGUGUUUGUGACUAAGUGGCUACUAAAGAAAGACUAAACAUACCCCACUUUCAAUACCUUGGGUUGUCUACUUUUUCAAAUGGUAUGCCAUUAUGGGGGUAAUUCUCAUUCCUGGGCUACCACAUCGUCUCAAAGGUAACAUUACUAAUCUGGCAAAUUUCAAUUUGAAAAUGGAACGUUCUAUAUUUGACCCUGUAACUUUCCAAAACACCAUAAAACCUGUUAAUGGGGGGUACUGUUGUACUCGUGAGACAUCGCUGAUUACAAAUAUGUGCAUUUUUUUGCAGUAAAACCUAACAGUAUUAUGACAUUCACAGCUAAAAUAUCAGAUGGAAAUACAAAUUUAAAAAAAAGUUAUUUUCUCACAUUUUUUUAAAUUUUAUUCAUAAUAAAUUAUGUUCCAUAUAUGAAUAGUUAAUGAUAAAUUAAAGCCCUGUUUAUCCUGAACAAAAUGAUAUAUAAUAAGUGUGGGUGCACUUAAUGUGACAGCGGUGAAUUACGGUUGAACAGACAUAGAGCGCAAAUUCCAGUUUUGUUUACGUUUUGUUAUGAUCAGAACGUGUACUAUUGACUCCGUCCUGAAGGGGUUAAGCCCAGAGGAACAACUUGACAAAACAACAUUUAUCUGGGCCUUUUAUUGUGGCCAGUCUAUGGCACACCUGUGCAAUAAUCAUGCUGUCUAAUCACCAUCUUGAUAUGCCACACCUGUGAGGUGGAUGGAUUAUCUCGUCAAAGGAGAAGUGCUCACUAACACAGAUUCUUACCCAUCCAAUAUAACCAUUUUUUUUUUUUUUUGUAUCAUGCUUUAUUUAGUUAGAUUUAGAACGUAUUAUGUAUUACUCUGUAUGCAGGAAAUUGUUGUUUUGGUUACACUAUUCCUACAUUGAUACCACAAAGGAUGCUAAACUAUAAAAGUAUUACAAUUAUCAACACAGAACACUGUAGUUGAAGGAUUGUCUCUUACACUGAGAUUCUUCAGCAUUUUCCUCUUUGGAUUUUGUCUGAUUUUCUGUCCCGUUCACCCUAUUUGUUGUAUUACAGCUUUAUAUAGAACCUAUAUUUCAUGCUCCUAACUUCAGCUUUUUCUCAUCCUGCAGACUGCAUCCUGGGUCCACAAGCAGAAGGUAAAGACUGCAGUGUUGAUAUGCUGAAGACCACAAAUACGACUUUCUUACCUGUAGCAGGUCCUAGUAUAAAUGUGUAUCAGGUUCAAGAGCAGGAUCAGGUGUGUGUAUUCAUUAGCAAAUCAUGUGAGUGUCAGAAAGAGCGAACUACGAUCAGGGAAGACGAAGCACAAUGA